Molecule: messenger RNA, 1244 nt
Organism: Theobroma cacao (cacao)
Lineage: Eukaryota; Viridiplantae; Streptophyta; Magnoliopsida; Malvales; Malvaceae
Product: 2-oxoglutarate-dependent dioxygenase 19-like
Source: RefSeq, a predicted model, not a curated record
AGAGUCGCUCGAAAGCCCUAAACUUCUCAGCUUUGUUUUACGGGCUAGCUUCUUCUAUUUUAACUUAGAAUAUUCUCAAAAUGUUUUCUGUCAAACAACUAGUUGAAUCAGGUUGUCUCACUUCUGUUCCUCCCAAGUAUGUCUUCAAAAAUACAGAAUCUGAUGAUUGCAUGGUCACAGAACUAGAAGCAAUCCCCACCAUAGACUUCUCCCUUCUCACAUCCGGUAAUCCUGAUGAGCGGUCCAAAGUCAUCAAUGAACUCCGCAAUGCAUGCCAGGAGUGGGGAUUCUUCAUGGUAAUAAAUCAUGGAGUGCCAGAGACAUUGAGAAAGGAAAUGAUAAGGGCAACAAAAGAUUUCUUCGAUUUAGCAGGGGAGGAAAAGCAACAGUACACAGGGAAGAAGCUGUUUGAUCCGAUAAGGUGUGGAACGAGCUUCAAUCCGAAGGUGGAUAAGGUUCUUCUUUGGAGGGAUUACCUCAAGGUUCACGUUCAUCCCCAUUUCAGUGCUCCUAACAAGCCUUCUGGCUUCGGCAAGGUUCUAAAGGAAUACUGCAAAAGAACUCGAGAAAUGGCCAGUGAGCUGCUUAAAGGGAUCUCUGAAAGCCUAGGAUUGGAAGAAAGCUACAUAAAUGAGAAAAUGGCAGUAGAAUCUGCUGACUCCCAUCAGCUGCUUGUUGCAAAUAUGUACCCGCCUUGUCCACAGCCGGAGCUUUCGAUGGGUCUACCCCCCCACUCGGAUCAUGGACUCCUCACCAUCCUCAUGCAAAAUGAGCUUGCAGGCCUUCAAGUAAUGCACAAUGCCAAGUGGGUUCCCAUCAAUCCCCUGCCUAACUCUUUUCUUGUCAACACCGGAGAUCAUAUGGAGAUACUGACCAACGGGAAGUAUAAGAGCGUGGUGCAUAGAGCUGUGGUGAAUGACAAAGCAGCAAGGAUAUCGAUAGGGACAGCACAUGGACCUCCUCUUGACACAAUUGUAAGCCCCGCAGCAGAGCUGGUGACGAAUUUUGUCGGCCAAUUCUCCCCGGCAUAUCGCGGAAUCAAAUAUAAGGAGUAUUUGGAGCUUCAACAAAGUAAAAGUCUCAAUGGGAAAUCCUGCUUGGACCACCUCCGUCUUUGAAUAGGAUAUCCAUCCUAUUCAUUUAUAAGAACCUCAUUAUUGCUCAUGUAACAUCAUGAUGAUUGUUCCCAUCAAGAAAUAUGGAUGGAUGAUUGAAAUAACAACGCCGCUAAAAUUGAAAUUUGA